This is a messenger RNA of Lingula anatina, 1158 nucleotides long. Its product is annotated as ATP synthase subunit s, mitochondrial. The record is from RefSeq and is a predicted model, not a curated record. Lineage: Eukaryota; Metazoa; Brachiopoda; Lingulata; Lingulida; Lingulidae.
UGUCGACAAUACCCGCAUAAAGGACUUUGGCCCUGAUAGAUGCAGUGCAGAAUGGAUUAUAAAGACAGGUGGAAAGAUACGGUGGGCAGGCACCACCAGGUUUGAAGACAAUUACAAUUCUUUGCCACCAGAACAGGACAGAAGCUACAAGUUGGAGGAAAUCAAUGCUGACAAUUCUGAGAUCAUGGGAAUGGGAUUUGCCAAUUUCAGAGGUAUAAAAAAUUUGAAAAAAUUGAUGAUGAACAACUGUAAAUAUUUGGAUGAUGAAGGCAUGUUUUAUCUGGAGGAGCACACUUCUGACUGCCUGGAACACUUAGAGUUCAGCCAUUGUAAGGUGACAGAGGCAGGCCUGCAGCACCUGACUCACUUAAGAAAAUUAAAAGUUUUAAAAGCCCACCAUCUGUCUGGUGUAAAGAAUCCUGAGGACAUCGAAAAGAAUAUGCAAUCAGCCCUACCCUCCUGUGAUGUCAGUAUCAAAUAAUGAAGUCCAAAUGUCAAGGUUUUCUUGGGUUUUCAAAGAUUGGUUAACCUCACUGUGUAGAGUCAGCACUGUGCAUUUUUAGGACGGGAGCAUGAUAGAUGGUGAGAGAAGAGGACAAGAGAUCAUGGUGUGAAGGUUUAACAAAAAUUAGGAAGAUUUUGCAUUGUGAUAUGUGAAUUACAUAAAAAAACUGUGAGCCAAGCACUUGUUUUGCCCCGAAAAUUUCUAGAAUGUACAACUGCACUUACUGCACAAGAUGACUUUUGUGGCAAAACACCAUGAAUAUAUUCUAGAUUACACGCACUGUGAAACUUUUCAUUCAACAAUUGUUUUGGUGCCAAGAAGAGAGGAUUUGACGUAAGUGUUUUUUACAUGCCAGCAAGUUGUCUAAAUUAGAGGUCACGCUGAAACAACUAUCACACUGCAUUAUUUAUAAUACUGUGAUGCAGUGCCUGAUAUUGUCUUAUAAAUAUGAUUCACAUCAGAAAUGUCUUCGCACGUGAUUGUCCAUAGACCUCAAACAUUGUAUUUGUAUAGCCUGGUGACAUUGUCAACUGCCAUUCCUAAUUGCAGAAAUUUUGUUUGUGACAUCAGCUCAAAAGUUUGAAAUGAUAAUCUUUAUAUUGAAUGUAAAAAAGUGAUUUUUGUGAUGAUGAAAUAUAACAAAAUUACCACAA